UGACUGUUUUCUUGCGUCUUUGUCUGUCAUAAUUGUGCUGCCGCCGCCCCAUUGUCCUGGGCUGUUACCCGCACGCACCGGCGGCCCAGCUCUACGAUGAGCCGGCCCAGCCGGCUGCAAAGGCAGGUUCUUAGCCUGUACCGCGAGCUGCUGCGCGCAGGGCGCGGGAAGCCAGGAGCUGAGGCGCAUGUGCGAGCGGAGUUCCGGCAGCAAGCCUCCCUGCCACGCUCUGAUGUACUGCGCAUUGAAUACCUCUACCGCCGCGGAAGGCGCCAGCUCCAGUUGCUUCGUUCUGGCCACGCCACGGCCCUGGGCACCUUCGUGCGCCCACGGAAAGAGACCGAGGAGCCCAGCGGCAGGGCGGGCCCUGGAAACUUCCCUGAGGCUGGUGACAAUUCCAGGAGCCGGAUUGACACCAUGAGGUCAUCAGAGACCCCGCCGAAAAAAUAGUGACAGGCCGAAGAGUUCAACCAGUGGCGCGGGGGAACCGGGGAACCCGCAGGAUGGAAGAUGAGAGGUCUUAAGAGACGAGACUAGUUCGAUGGAUUGGGGGAAUCGGAGAGUCCAAAGACCACCGUGAUAGAGGGAGAGAGAUGCUUGACCUUGUUCGAUUCCUGGUAAUUUGUCGGACUCCCUAAUGGGAGCUUGAGGUGGCCUGUGUCGCUAGCUGUCUGGACUAGGUCAAGCUGAGAGCUAUUUACUCAAAGGCAUGGGGAACCAGGACGCUUCCACCUCCGAUGGAAUGAAAGAGACUGAAACACCCUUCUCUUGACCCCUGGCUCCUGAACUCUCUUUGCGUUUAACUUUGAUAACAGUAGACUUUUUUUGCUGAGGAAUUUGAGAAGAUGCUCUGAUGGGCGGUGAGAAGCCCCGAAUCUCCAUUUGGAAAACUUUCCUUCUAUUUCCUUCUAUUAAUUGGAACAAACUAGGACUGAUGAGGAAAGUACUAAGGGGUCUCAUCCUGGCAAUCAUUUAAAGACCCCUCAAAACCUCUAAUACCUACUGGUUCUAAGGGGGAGCCCUGAUUCCUCCACCCUUCCACCCUCAGGACUGUUGAAUAAAGGGAAUAAAGUUAGGAUGUGCUUA
Molecule: messenger RNA, 1086 nt
Organism: Artibeus jamaicensis (Jamaican fruit-eating bat)
Lineage: Eukaryota; Metazoa; Chordata; Mammalia; Chiroptera; Phyllostomidae
Gene: SDHAF1
Product: succinate dehydrogenase complex assembly factor 1
Exons: 1
Coding region: 97-450 (117 amino acids)
Biological process (GO): mitochondrial respiratory chain complex II assembly
Cellular component (GO): mitochondrion
Source: RefSeq, a predicted model, not a curated record